AAUCACCUGCCAUUAACAGGUAUUUGAAAAGCUUUCCUUCGGCAGCGAAACUAAAGGAGGCUGACUCGGUCUGGCUUGGUUUUUUUUUUUUUUUUAACUCUGAAACUUUAAAGAAAAAAUACAACUUUCUAUUCAUAACAACCAAGACACCCUCCAGCCUGCUCUGGCCCUCUGCUCAUUAUGGGCUGCGGCCUUCACGGUGGGCAGUGAUGUGUGCUUGAAUCCAGAGGAUGCCAUGGGCCGAGUUUCUGCAGCUUGUCAGCUGCAUAGGACUCUUACGAGCCUUGGAGAGAGACCCGAGGGGUGGAAAUCUCUCAGUGCCUCUUUGCUUGCAGCUGGAAACACCUGGGGGUUAAGUGGAGCUUCAGGGACAAGUGUACCAAAGGUGCUCUAGAAGGCUGUCCAAGAGCUUCUGAGCGUAGGUUGCCUGGCACACAUAAGUCAUGCAUAUUUAUUUGCCAGAAGAGCUGCUCGGCUAAAAGGCCAGCAGUGUUACCUGAUAUCUGCAGCAACCAAGACAUUUGUGUGUGUCCCGUGGCGGUGCCUGAUGGUGUCCGAGGACAAGGCAGAGGGAGCUCAGGGGCUCUGGAUGACUGCUUGAGGGAUCUGGGCCGCAUGUGGUAUUUUCUUCCGCCACGUGCAGUGAGCCAGACCCAGGAAGGCUCUAGAGGUGAAUGGCCGGCAGCCUGGCGUUCCCAGCAACAGUGUGGGAGUUUGAGCGUGGGUUACUCUACAGGACAGCAGGCCUGAUGGUGGCACAUGGGCUACAUCUGCCUCAAAGGGAAAAAGGCUCUUGGCUCCAGAGUUAGCAGGGCUCCUUGAGAGAGCUUUAAGUAGCAUUGGAAGUGGAAAAGGGAGUAAACCAGGCUGACGGGGGAGAUGCGUCAGCACUGCACAGCCAUGUUUGCGUGACAGUGGAGGAUGGAAGCAGUGCUGCCAUCAAAGGUCAUGAAAGUGUAGCAGAAGUCAUGGGAAAAGCAGGUUUUUGCCACAAUUCUUUCAGACCAAAAUACUACCAAAGAAACACUCUUGAAUUUGGGCUUUUUACAGCAGCCUUCAUCCAGGUCUUCUUCUAGGGAAUUUCUGAGGAAUAAGACAUGAGUGCCUCUGCAUUCCCAUGCACAAUGCUGCCUCCAAAAUACUCCAGCCCUUCUCCAUUUGGCUCAUUCCAUUCCUGUGCAGAAGAAGGAAAUUCAGUAGAGGGGAGGUGCAAGAAUUCACAGGCAACGUGGGUGUACAUUGGGGCCUUCACAGCCAUCACUUUGGUAUGAGGUCACAGAGCUCUGUUUGAUGUCAGGUUCCAGAGCCCCACUGUGCUCUUCAGUGCUCACUCUGGGCAACACUGCAGCAGCAGCAGCAGCAGCAGCAGAAGAGUGUUUCUAGCAGGGGGGAUCAUGGUCCUGAGCCGCUACCUCCUGCUGCUCUUUCUCGUGGCCCUGCCAGCCCAGAAUGCCCAGAGUGCUCCAGCAGCUGGGCAGGGAGCAGAGACAGAUUCUGAGACUGUGCCGGAGACCUUAGCUGUGGAAGAAAGUGACAUUGUGCCAGGCUCACAUGAAAAAAGAGAACCAAUAGAGGACACCAGGACACUUGCUGAGCCUGAGGAAUAUUCAGGGUCAUCCGGUGGGCAAAAAGCCGAGACUGCUGGACACUGUGACCCGAGCAAGUACUACAUCCUAGUAGGGACAGUAGCAGCCUCAGCUUUGCUUCUGCUUGGGGCAGUGUCUGGCUAUCUAGUCAUGCAUCAGCUGCUGAAGAGAGACAGGAGGAGCCAGGAGGACAAAGAGGCAACAGGACAGGACUGGGACUCUUCCUGGGAAAGCUGUGGUCAGCCUAGAGGUGAAGCAGAGCCAGGAGAAGAAGCAGGAAGCGGCGAGAGAGCCCAAGGCAACGGGUUCAGGGACAGCUGCCGCCUGUUUCCUGAGCUCUUUGCAGCAGAGCUCGCCCGGCUGUACAAGAACAUGAGCGCAUACCCGUCACCUCUGCCCACCUGCUCCUUCUGUGCUCUGGCUGACAACGCCUCUUCACGGGACCACUGGAUUUCCCUGGAGUCACCUCAGCCCACAGCAUCCUCUUGGCCCUCCUACCACCAAUACCUGCAGGACUACUAUCUCUUAGAGGAUGAUGAUUAGUGAUAGUGAUAGCCAUAAAUAGUGAUAGUGAUAGCCAUAAAUAGUGAUAGUGGUAGUGAUUCUUUUAGUGAUAGUGAUAGGGACACUUGAUAUUAGAGGGUGGUGGUUGUUUUAAUGAUAGUGAUAGUUAAUAUUAGAGGAUAGUGAUGGUUUUAAUGAUAGCGUUAGUUAAUAUUAGGGGAUAGUGAUUGUUUCAAUGAUAGCGUUACUUGAUAUUAGAGGAGGGUGAUUGUAUUAGUGAUAGUGAUAGUCAUAAAUAGUGAUAGUGGUAGUGAUUCUUUUAGUGCUAGUGAUAGGGAUACUUGAUAUUAGAGGGUGGUGGUUGUUUUAAUGAUAGUGAUAGUUAAUAUUAGAGGAUAGUGAUUGUUUUAAUGAUAGCGUUCUUUGAUAUUAGAGGACAGUGAUUGUAUUAGCGAUAGUGAUAGUUAAUAUUGGAGGAUGGUGAUUGUUUUUGUGAUAGUGGUACAUUUAGUGAUAGUGAUACUUGGUAUUAGCAGACAAUGAUUGUUUUCUUGAUCUUGAUAAAUAAAUAUUUUUCCAAAAGCAGUAAA
Molecule: messenger RNA, 2680 nt
Organism: Passer domesticus (house sparrow)
Lineage: Eukaryota; Metazoa; Chordata; Aves; Passeriformes; Passeridae
Exons: 4
Coding region: 1395-2129 (244 amino acids)
Source: RefSeq, a predicted model, not a curated record